This is a messenger RNA of Panthera uncia (snow leopard), 8390 nucleotides long. RefSeq names its product blood vessel epicardial substance (gene POPDC1). The record is from RefSeq and is a predicted model, not a curated record. Lineage: Eukaryota; Metazoa; Chordata; Mammalia; Carnivora; Felidae. The transcript has 7 exons. Gene Ontology annotation, cellular component: sarcolemma. The coding region runs from base 3478 to 4602 and encodes 374 amino acids. Gene Ontology annotation, molecular function: cAMP binding.
AGGUGCCAGCUGCUGCAACAUGGGUCUGGCAGCGCCAGCGUCCCCUGGCGCACGAGCCCCUUCCGGUGCCGGUUCCCGCGCUCUGGCCCGGGCAAGCCCUUGGUGAGCUGGGCAUCUCCGCUCCCCGCUGGACUUCCGGGGCUCCGGGCCCCUAACCCACUACGACUCGUCCUCGCCCGCUGUAGGGCCGCCGCUCUCACGCGGAGGCUGCGGGCAGCCGGGCGCACCGUGUGGCCUGCCCUGGCCGGGCGCUGGGAGGGCCAGGUGGGGCGCGGUGCUCACUGAACACCCCGCGUGGCCCCGGAGUUCGGGUCAAGGAGAACAGUAGACACUGAGCGAGGUGAGCGGGUUCCCUGGGGAGAACCGAUGGCUGGGGAACCCGUGAAUCUCGCCACCCACCAGCGCCCUCGUUUCUGAGGCUUUGGGGAACGUGUUAUUGGCCAGACACGUCCCAGAAACUGCUUGCCUUAACCCAAGAAUAUGUGCGAAAAGACCCUUGGCAGCGUUAAUGCCCUUUGCCAUUCCGAAAAUGUGCAAAGGUUCGGUUCGAUUUACAGAAUGGAUUAAAUCUGCCAGCACGACUUUUGUUCAUUGCUGCUAUCUUUUUCAUUUUUGUAGUUUGGUGAAGGAUUAAUGUUAGUUUCACCAUUUAGCUGUUUAAUACUGCAGACACGUAGCUAUUGAAAAUCAAUAGAACAACAGGACUUUACCAGAGCAGGUAAUUAAGGGAAUUAGACUCUGAAGAACUAAUAGAAGAAAGAAGACUUCUCUUGACUCAGUCAAAAUUUAUCUGAACGUUUACCAAUUUACCAGUCUAGCCUUCCUCCUUAGACUCAUUGUCUGUAGAAGGCUAGUUCAGUGUUAACGACUUAAAUCCAUUAAAAGUGAUCAAAAGAAGCUGAAACCAGUAAGGUCUAAUCAAUAUUAUUGACAACAGGUAACUGGCAUUUCAAAAUUGAUGUAAAGAUAAAUGCACAAAUAAAUUAUAUAAUAAAUGUAUUAUACAAUGUUAUUCUAUAAGCUAUAAUACAUACAGAAAAUUUAAAAAUAUACACUUUAAAUAAGGUGUGGAGCAUCAAAAUAUGUUGUCGGGUGAUCCCACCUUUUAAAAAUUCCUGUUAUUUUUCUGAUUCUUGCAUCAGUGGAUCAUAGUUUUCCUAUUAUUGCUCUUGGAGCAGAAGUUGGUACUUUUAUUGCCACCUGAAGAACUUUUAAAAGCCUGAAAUUGAGCUAGUUGGCAUUACAGGUAUAAUUGGGUGGAUAUGAGGGGGAAUAUGUCUUAACUAACUUAUUAUAUAAAUGUGUAUUAGAGCCUCAGGCUAUUAAAACUUGAAAGUGUUUCAAAGUCCAUCUAGUCCAGCCGCCUCUGUUCCCAGGAAGAGGCAGACCCAAGCAGCGGAAAUGACUUUCCCCUGACUUCUGUGGCUCCCCAGGGCUUUUGGUAUAGAACCUGACUCUCUUAGUCCCAGGAACACUGGACACUUUCCUGUCUUUACUUCUAAGGUUUGGGGAGACUGAAAAUGAUUUCUAAAAGUGUUUGUCAUGUUUGUGUCCCUUCUGUAUGGCUUUCAGCUCUGGCAUUCUCUACAGAAUCUAGGCCUUGGGUAUACAUAGAUGAAUAUGACAACACCCCUGCCUCAGAGAGAGCACAGGGUAGUUAGAAAAGCAAAUAGGACAAUGGAGGUGGAAGCCAUAGAAAUGUACUUAUUAGGGGCGCCUGGGUGGCUUAGUUGGUUGAGCAUCUGACUUUGGCUCAGGUCAUGAUCUCACAGUUUGUGGGUUCCAGCCCCAUGUCAGGGUCUGUGCUGACAGCUCAGAGCCUGGAGCCUGCUUCGGAUUCUGUGUCUCCCUCUCUCUCUGCCCCUCCCCCGCUUGUGCUCUGUCUCUCAGUCUCUCAAAAAUGAAAAAACAUUAAAAAAAAAAAAAAAAGAAAUGUGGUUAUUAGUUUAGGUAAUGCUAAUGCAUAAGCAGACCUUGACACUAGCUUAUGAGUGAUAGAGGACCUUUAAUUUCAUUCUCCCUCCUGCAGAAAUUAUAGGAUUAAUUCUGAUUUGGUCUUAAAAGCAAACGUCAUAUAAAUGGAAUUAUUCAAAUAAUCAUGCCCCCAAUAGACUUAUAUUUUUGUUGAUUCAAACAUUUGGAAAGUAGUUGGAUUUUUGUGGUUUCUUUCCUUUUUGCAGAAAAUCAACAUCUAAGUCAACUAUUUCUCUUAUAUUUUUGAACUAUGUCAGAAUUGUAUGAAGAGAUCUUUAAUUGACUUGAUCAUUUCAUUCAUAGUUUGUAAUGCAUGUAUGUUUUUUUAUCAUCUUAACGAAUGUAGAAUUCCUUCAGAUUUGUCUAAUAACAUCCUUUCAGAAUGCCCAACCUAUACCAAUUAAUUAUUCUACCACCUAAAACCUGUACUUUGGUAUGAUAAAAAAAAAAUGAUUGGAAAUGUAUGGCUAAUUAUAUGACCUUAUUUUGGAAAGAAAUACUUAUCAUUAGAAUGAAAGUUAAAGAUAUUUUUGGUUCCCAUUUGGAACUCUAUUUCUGAAACAGGAUAAUUAAUAUAAUCUGUAAACCUACAUGGUUUUUGUCAGGGACCAAUUUGUAUAACUAAUAAUAGGUAAAGUUUUUUAAGUACCAGAGAAGGAGGACAGGUAAUUUAGUCAGGAAAUAGUGCCACUUUGUGUUAAGGUUUAUGUAAGCAUGUGUAAAAUGUAUACUCUUUGAAAUGUAUUUGCUAUAGAUUUUUACAUUAAAUAGUUGAAAGAAUGUUCAUUACCUCUCCUACAUAGAAGUAAACCAGAAGUUUACUACUUUUUAAUUUGUGAUGUGCUAUCAAGUAGAGUUUUUAUGGGAAAGAAAGUAGAGACUUAAACUGGACGAUGAAAGGAGUAAAUGUUAUAUCUGUGUAUGUAUAAGUGAUUAGUAAUGUAUUUAUUAUGUGCAUAUAGGAUAAUAUGGAAUGUAUAUGUGUAUGAUAUAAUGACUUAAUGACAGUUAAAAACAGAGCCUCCUCAAUAUCCUAAGCCUUCAAAUAAAAGAUAUGAGAGUGUUAAUUUUUUGGAAACUAUUUAAAAAAUCAGUUUUUCCAUUUACCUUUUCUGUGUUCAGAAUCAGUGUCAUAGUGGGAAUGUGAUAGAAAACUUUGUAAUUGCUAUGGUUUAUGAAUAUUGGUGAUUGCCUUUUAGACAAAUUAAUUCCUCAUUCCUCUCUCCCCACCAUGUAUGUCUAUAUACAGAUAUACAUAUCAGUGAAUAGUUGUGCACUAUGCUAAAUAUUUUAUAUAUUUCAUUUCAUCUUAGUAGAAAGUUAAAUGAGGUAUUAUCAUCAUUUAACAGAUAAAGAAAUGGAUAUACUUAGUGUGUGACUGGUGGGGUUCAAACCUGGCUUUAAUUCAUAAGUACCAAAGAAGUCUAUUUACCAAUAUUUAGUUCACAGAAAUAAUUUUGAUAUAAUACCUAUAGGGGUAGUAAGAUACAGCUGCCAUUUUUUAUGAUUGUCCUUUUGUUUCUUUGUUUUUACAGAGUUUUCAAGAUGAAUUAUACCGAGUCAAGCCCAUUGACAGAAUCAACUGCAAUAGGUUUUACACCUGAGUUAGAAAGUGUCAUACCCGUGCCUUCCAAUGAGACCAUAUGUGAAAACUGGAGAGAGAUACAUCAUCUAGUUUUUCAUGUAGCAAAUAUUUUUUUCACAAUUGGGUUGGUUAUUCCAACUAGUCUUCAUCUUCAUAUGAUACUUCUUAGGGGGAUGUUAACUAUAGGAUGUACCCUUUAUAUUGUCUGGGCCACUCUCUACCGAUGUGCCUUGGAUAUCAUGAUCUGGAACUCUGUGUUCCUGGGUGUCAACAUUUUGCAUCUGUCAUAUCUUUUGUACAAGAAAAGACCGGUAAAGAUUGAAAAGGAACUCAGUGGCAUCUAUCGCCGAUUGUUCGAACCACUCCGUGUGCCUCCAGAUUUGUUCAGAAGAUUAACUGGCCAGUUUUGUAUGAUCCAAACCUUAAAAAAGGGCCAGGCUUAUGCUGCAGAGGAUAAAACCUCCGUUGAUGACCGUCUGAGUAUUCUCCUGAAGGGGAAAAUGAAGGUUUCCUAUCGAGGACAUUUUCUGCAUAACAUUUACCCCUGUGCCUUUAUAGAUUCACCAGAAUUUAGAUCAACUCAGAUGCACAAAGGCGAAAAAUUCCAGGUCACCAUCAUUGCAGAUGAUAACUGCAGAUUUUUAUGCUGGUCAAGAGAAAGAUUAACUUACUUUCUGGAAUCAGAACCGUUUCUAUAUGAAAUAUUUAGGUAUCUCAUAGGAAAAGACAUUACCAAUAAGCUCUACUCAUUGAAUGAUCCUACCUUAAAUGAUAAAAAGGCCAAAAAGUUGGAACACCAGCUCAGCCUGUGCACACAGAUCUCCAUGCUAGAAAUGAGGAACAGUAUAGCCAGCUCCAGUGACAGUGAAGAUGGCUUACACCAGUUUCUUCGGGGCACCUCCAGCAUGUCCUCUCUCCAUGUGCCAUCCCCACACCAGCGGGGCUCUGCCAAGAUGAAACCAAUAGAAGAAGGGGUGGAAGAUGACGAUGAGGUCUUUGAGCCCGCGUCUCCAAAUACAUUCAAAAUCCAUCAGUUGCCUUGAUCAGACAGCGGGGCCAAGUUACCAAGAUGGAAACUGUCUUGAAGAGAUCCUGAAAAAUACCAGCACUUCUUCAUGACUCAUUGAUCACUCUGCUUGAGCACUGGUGGUCUGUGCGUAGGAAAGUAAGGAAAGGUCAAAACCUGCAAAGGUUAUUUUCGCUCUCCUUUUAUUGAUCAGCUUUUUAAGCAGUUGUUUUACUGAGCCUUCUGACUAAACCUAGUUCUAUUUUGAGAUAUAUAUUUUCACAGUAUUUUCUAGAUAUAUUAUUGUUCUGACUUAGCACUCUGUCAAUGCAAAUGCCUUUUCACUUACUUUCUCCAAGUUGUGGUUCAUUUUCCUCACAUUUUUUUCUCCACUGUGGCAAUGGGGUUGUCUAUUUGAUAGUUUUAACGAAAGUAUAAUUUUGAAACUGAGGUUGAGAUGGCAUUAGAAAGCAGGGAUUCUCAGGCCUUGUUUAAUUGAUUUUUUAGCUGGAAAUUUUUAAAGAAAGAUGUGAUUUGACUGGCGUUUUUUAUGUGUUUCGUUUUUGUUUUUCCCCCUCCCAAGUCAGACACAUCACUCCACUAGAUCCCCUUACUUAUUUGAGCAUUGUGUAGAUAGCUUCAUAAUGAACAAAACUCUUCAGACUUUGCACAUUACCCUUAUAUCAUGCUAUUUAUAAUCGGGUCUGAAACCCAAAGCUGGAAAGAUAGCAGAUGGAAGGAUUCUGAGCUCAGUUUGACCUAUGGCCAAACUCGACUUACCUGUGAUUUGGGGCCAUCUUGUCCCACACACGCUGGUGUGGGGAAUAUGCUUUUCUCGGGGUAGGGAGUCAAGUGGCCAAGCAAAUGUUACAGAGUGAGGUGAUUGAAGGAGCAAUUUUUAUUCUUUGGUCGGUAUUCUGAGGUUUCAGACUGUUCCUCCAGAGCAAUCGAUGUCUUUUUAAAAUGUUUGCCAGAUACCCAGUGCCAGGGUUCCAAAUGUGAACACAGCUUUGGGGGCAGACAGUUCCCCAUCAGUCAGGUGAUGGGCACCCAACCUAGAUGUUGCAGUGAGGGCUUUGAUUCCAGAUCUCUCUUUUCUACUAGAAUCAUGUUUCAGGAAACAGUGGCAUUUAUGGUGGGAGAUAAGAAGUUUGCUGAAAUCGUCGGUCAAACAGGGCAGUGUGACUGUGGCACUCAGUUGGGUGAAGCCCAUUGAUUGGCUAUGCUAUGUCAUACAUCAUGUUGAUUUUAUUUUAUCCACCAGAACCAACUUGAGUCAGUCCCCUGUUAUAUUAAAUAGCUAAGAAAAAUUGCAAAUGAAAUUAUUUUCAAGUGAGCUGAGCCAAAAACAACAUCUCUUGCCAAGAGGUGAUUUCUGUUAGAGAAGGUAGAUAAGCUAGUCUGGGGUCACCUCAUUUUCCUAAAUCCAUUUUUUUGAGGCUAAUUAUUUUAGUAAUUUCACUGGAUUUAAAUUUACAUGCUCGGCCACUCACUAAGAAGAUUUCCACAGACUGGGAAUUUGGCUCCUAACGUCUUUAUCAAAUGUUGAUUCAUUAACAUCACAGUAGAAAGGCUGAUUUCACUUUCCUAUUAGAGUGGCCUCGUCAGUUUUCUACAUUAUGAAUUUAUUUUGGGGAACAGAAGCACAGAUGAAUGACUUAGCCUUGGCUUUAAGAUUGUAAAGAUUCAUUCGGGUGAAGUCUUUUUGCUGUGCCCGAGAUCACAUGUGUGGAUAACUAUAAUGUAAUGGCGUUAGAACUGCUUUCCUCUAACUGUUAGAGUAAGGUCAUGUAGACCAUUUAGUUUAUACACGCCUAAGACUCAUUUACAAAAUCACUCUAUAGAGUAAUUAGAAAUUACAUCCUUCCCUGAAUAGAAAGUAAUUUUAGAUUCUGCUGAGGCCGUGUUUUUAAUGUUCUUGUGGAUUCACAGAACCUUGGGGUUUCCCUAGCCUGACCCAUCUUCAGGUAUAUCUCACUUGGUCAAGCUCAGACAUUGGAAAGGGUCGUCUCUCAUGAUCAACCUGCAUGUGUUUAGAGGUUUUUUUCUGUGAAGCUGGGAACAAACAUUUUUAAAGGCACACUGAAAAAAUUAGAUGAUGUGAAUUCAUUCGCUGUUUUUAUUAAAAUCCGUGUGGGCGCGUGCACACACAUCCGUGUUAUUGAAAACAAAGAUUGUAAUCUCAAGCUUAGGAAUCUGAAAAGGGCCACUUAGCCUGAAUGGGAAACAUGAAACUGCUUUUAAAUACACACCUCUCAAGACAGUGAGACUUGGGGAAAAGGAGACGCAAGCCACUGAGGAGCCCUCCCACAUAGACUUGAUAGCAAAGAAGCAAGAUAAGAAAACAGAACAGUUUUAAGUGUAAGAUCUCCUAUGGGUGACUUUGAAUUCAUUUGUACAAGUGAACAAGCAUAUCUUUGUAUAAGGCAUAAAUACAUAGACAAAAAAAACAUGUUUGCUGCCAAAACCACCACUAAGAUGCUUCCUGUGUUUUUUGGUGUCCAUUUAGCUGUGUGACCAAGGUUCAGAAAAUGAUCUGCAAAAAUUGUUCUAUAUAUAACCCCAAAUCUACUAUGUUUAAUUGUAGCAUUGAGUCCACUGUAUGAAUCAGGAGUGUAACAUUUAUACCAGAAUAUAUGUGUCAUUUGUAAUGUUUUGAAAGCCCUCAUAUUUCUAUUUAUAAAAUAAUAGCAGAGAUACUAGAUAGAAACUCAAUGAUGUUUAUGUAUCUUAAAUUAGUAAUAACGGGUGCUAUAUAAUGGUCAGUUACCAACUGUUGCUUUCUGAGAUCUUUUCCACUUCUCCCUCUAGUUCAAUUGUCCUUUUGUCAUUGGACACCUUUGUGCUUUGCUGCUAAUUCGCACGCACUGGCAGAUGCCAACUUCUUCAUGUUUGGCUCUCCUUCCACACGUCUGAAGCUUUUCUGAUUUUAUAACUCGGAACUGCUAAUUCCUACCUUCUGGGUCCUGUCAUGGGCCCAAAGACGGGGCUUCUUGGAUGCCAGAAAAAGUCUUCGGGGAGAGUUGUAACCUACACAUUCUGCCUUGUCCCUGGUGCACCCAGGCAAUGACUCCAGCCUCCAGGGAAGACUGUGAUGCUGGUGCAUGUGUGGUAGUGCCCAGCAAGCACUCGGCACGCAGGUCAGUCCCUGCAUGCCCACGUCCUGCCCGGUGCCCUCCUCCCUGCAGACCCCACAGUGCAGCCUCAAGGGGUCACAGUUAUUUAUUUCUUUUAUCCAUUUCUUUGGACAUUUCUAAAGCCUCUCUCCAAAAACCUCUGACCUUGCCAUGCCUCGGUUUCCCUUCCCUUCCUUUUUUCCAACCCUGGUUUCCCAAUUUCUGUUUCUCAUGAUCCCCAACCAGAGUGAUUAGAAAUUCUCACCUGUUCAAUUCAAAUUCCCAAGGACCUGAAAGGAUAGAAUACUGUGUAGGGAACUCAAGGUUGCAGUGUGGUCACGGCUGUUUUCUCACUGACAGCCUUUCUUCGAUUCUCAUAGAAGCCCCAAAUACCUUGCGUGUGACGAUAUAGUGUCCUUUUAAAAACCUGCUUUUAAGUACUAUUUACAGGUUAUUCUGUUAUACUUGCAACCUAGUUUUAAAGUACACGAGGAUUUUAUUAAUACUUUAUACAGACACGUUUAUAGGAAACUCGCUCUUUCUGUUUUUAGGUGCCAUUUACAUUGAUGCCAUUUACUUUAUAAUCAAUUUACAUUUUGUCCGAAUAGAGCCUUCUGGUUUGAAAUAUCUUCAUAUACUGUCAUUUGAUCAAAUAAAUUUCUUACUUAGAAAAUAUGCAUGUUUUUUAUUUCAUUCCUCUUACAUAUAG